Molecule: messenger RNA, 804 nt
Organism: Kuraishia capsulata CBS 1993
Lineage: Eukaryota; Fungi; Ascomycota; Pichiomycetes; Pichiales; Pichiaceae
Exons: 1
Coding region: 1-804 (267 amino acids)
Source: RefSeq, a predicted model, not a curated record
AUGAGUGACCCAGCCGAAUCAUGGCAGGAUGUUAAGACUGAUGCUGUCAAGGUAGUUGAAGUCCUUGAGGACGAUUUCAGGCACGAUUUGGCGGUGCAUCUCUACUCUGUCUUUCUGCUGCACUUGAAAAAUCCUAGCGAACCCAAACCAAGUUUUACAAGAUGGCCUCUCAGCUGGGAAGAGGUGCCUGAUCCGAAGGUGUUGAUGACCUACAUUGAUGAAGGGAACUGCAAUGUGAGAGGGUCGAAACAGAAAGAUCCUCCUGCGGAGGAGCUGACGAGCGAUACCAUCGCUGAAGAGCUGACUGAUCCAGUGGAAACUUUGAAGGCUGAACUAAAUGCGGUCUUUAGGAAAAAGGCAUAUCUGAGAAUUCAUGAGAGCAACUCCAAAUUGAAAAAGCCACAGAGAAAAAAACGGAAAGUGAAGCAUGCCAAAACAGAAAGAAGCGUUGAGCCAAUUGUCGAGCCUGCUCUUGAUCUCGGUAACGAGAUUUUUGAUGGGUUGAAAUCCAAGAUCGAUGGACUAAUUGACGGAAUAUAUGAAAGAAAGAGCACUUUACGCCGGAACUACGCUAUCGGAUUGAAUUGGCGCGACGUCUUACUACGACUGCAUGAUGAUGAAGACCUCGAAGCGAUUGAAACUCGAUUGCGCAAGAUGUUUGAGCUGAAUAUACGGCCGGACUAUUUCACAGAGUUGAGUGACGAGAAGAAAGAUGAUGUUGCUAGAAGAAAGCGCAUAGAUGACUUGAAGGAGGCAGUGCUCGAGCAACGGAAGCGAGCCGAUACCGAGCGUCGUGGCGUUUGA